AGAUCCUAAGACUUGACGUUCCCUUUAGCAGUUUUCAUCUGUCAGAAAAAAAAAAAAAAUACGGGUUGCCCACUUGUAUCUUAUUCAAAUGGUCUUUCUGUGAAUGCAGAACGAUGUCACAAUGACAAGGCGACCCAGGUCCCUGCAUCAGCUGGAUGGGACCCCAGCCGACGUGUUGAGAAAUCAGGACAGGUUGACGUUGUUCCCUCACUGAUUCAAGGAGUGUUUGGUUAAGAGCUGCUGUGGGCAGGUGUUGCCCAGGAACAGGGGAUGCGCCAGGAAACACAGCCCUGGGUCUCAUCUCUACACAUUCCAGAAACAGAGCGGGACGAGAAAACCGAUUACAUAAUUACUUAACUAAUGGCAACCGUGUUGUGAAAUGCUGUUAAGUGCAGGACGCUAGGAGAACACAUGACAGUGAGAGCUGACCUGGCCUUGAGGAAGCUAAGGGACGGAAAAUUAUAUCUUGAAAAGAUCCACAGAGGUGAAGUCCGACCCUCUCUGGCCUCCACUGACCGCCUGAGCCACCAGCACGUCUCCUAAGUGGACAAGCGACCUCUAUUGUAAUGUCCGCAAUGGGAGGGAACCCACUCACUCGUGGGCAACCCUUCCCCUGGCACACUGCCAACCAGCCACCUUGUCCUGACUGGGGAAAGAGCCCAGCUGACUGGCCCAGGCCCACAUUCCGAGACGACCAGUCUCACGUCGCUUCCCACGGACAAGUCCGUGUAUGCAUCACCACAGGUGUUAACCUGCUUACGGGUUUCGGCCAGAGGUCCGACCACUACAUAUGUGUCAAGAAAGGGGGGACCUGCAACUUCUCCUCCUGCCCGCUAUUCCAAAAGAUUGAAGGCACCUGUUACGGCAAAAAAGCCAAGUGCUGCAUCCGUUGACUUUGGGCUGGAGCAUGGGCAGAGGGGACCCAGAAGCCAAGUGAAGUACUUGUAACUGUUGUUUGAAUAAAAGAAGGUUUUUUCGAGGCGUACGUCCUUCAGACCAAUAUGAGUCUUGUGUCUCCUUUUAGAAGAAGUUCAGAAAGUAUGAAGAUCUACACAGGAGGGAUGCAGGGGGUCCACGUGAGACUAAGGACACCUGAUGACGAGAUGACACAGCUUCAGGCCUCCCUCUGUCCCAGCAGAAGUUCACCCCUGAUUCAGCGGUCUCAGCUGCCUGCCCAUCUGCAGAGGCCAGAACCGCUGCCCUUUCUCCUCCCUGGGCCGGGGGCAGUGGGUUGUGGGUUGGAUAACCUCAGCAUUUGAGAACCUUCGCUGGGACCAUAAAGCUAUUCCUAUUUCACUCUGUAGGCCUAAUAGUAGGGCUCCCGGGUGUCCAUUCUUCACUCCAGCACAAUCACGUGGUCUAUUUACAUGUCACUUAGAAAAGCAUCCUCUACGACCACUGCCCCGCCUUUCAUCAUUUCUGCACCUUUAGGCCUGUAGACACCCACUGAUGGGGAAGAGGGAGCUGCCUUCCCUUUUUUCCAAUAAAUUUCUUACAACUCCUGA
Aethalodelphis obliquidens (Pacific white-sided dolphin) is the source of this 1505-nucleotide messenger RNA. It is a transcript of the gene DEFB1, whose product is annotated as defensin beta 1. Gene Ontology annotation, cellular component: extracellular region. The record is from RefSeq and is a predicted model, not a curated record. Gene Ontology annotation, molecular function: CCR6 chemokine receptor binding. Gene Ontology annotation, biological process: innate immune response in mucosa; defense response to Gram-negative bacterium; defense response to Gram-positive bacterium. NCBI's taxonomy places the organism in Eukaryota, Metazoa, Chordata, Mammalia, Artiodactyla, Delphinidae. The transcript is spliced from 4 exons. The coding region runs from base 567 to 893 and encodes 108 amino acids.